Messenger RNA from Nelumbo nucifera (sacred lotus), 1697 nucleotides. RefSeq names its product Ribosomal protein L1p/L10e family. Gene Ontology annotation, molecular function: structural constituent of ribosome; RNA binding. Gene Ontology annotation, biological process: translation. Gene Ontology annotation, cellular component: large ribosomal subunit. The record is from RefSeq and is a predicted model, not a curated record. Lineage: Eukaryota; Viridiplantae; Streptophyta; Magnoliopsida; Proteales; Nelumbonaceae.
UCAUAAUUCUUGCUCUUGGAGUUCUGUAGCCAUGGCGGCCUUCGAACUACUCCUCUCCCAAGCUCGCCGCCAUUGUAACAGAUUUCCUCCGUCUCAAAUCUCUCUACUCUUCCGGUUUUCUUCAUCUCUACAGCCUUGUCACGCUGAUGAUUUGGGAUCUAGUAUAUUUCCUUUACUGUCAUAUAAACCCUCAAUCUUCUACCGUUCUACCUCCACUUAUAGAUCCUCAUUUCUAGGAUAUCAUAGGUCGUUUUGCUCGUCUUCUUCAUCUGAAUCACCGUCGGACACCAGAACCGAUGAAAAUGUCAAAAGUCCUACUCAAUCUGCAACCAUUAAAGCAGUUUCUUACGCUGUGAAACCUAAGGAUCCAUCUUCAACCGCGGAAGAACUUCCCCAACAACCUCAAGCGCCAUUUCCUCGAAGACAGAGAGAGACGGGAAGAGUUGCGUUCCGGUCACCAGAGAACGUCUCUGAACAGGGGACGACAACUUUGGAGCCCCGGAAUUGGACGCGUGAAGACAUUCGAUACGUAAAGGAUAUUCCAUCCAUAUCACCGGUAUCUUAUCCAUCGCGAGUUGCGCCUCUUCCCGAGGACCGGGUGACUGUUUCCAGCGAAGAAGCGCCAAAGGAAGAAAUAACGAAGGAAGAGGAUAAGAAGGAGAGUGAGGAGUUGGAGCAAGAGAGGAAGAGGAUAGAAGCCGAUGUUCGAUUACGACGGUUUUUUAGGGUAGAAGAGGAGAAGGUCCCUUUUCCGACACUAAUCAAGGUAGAGAAAAAGAAGCAGAAGGUUGUUCUUGAUUUGCAGGAGGCAAUUAGGGAAGUCAAGGCUAGUGCCAAGCGGAAUUUUGUUGAAACUAUUGAAGCACAUGUAAAAUUGAGUGUUGAUCCACGUCGUGGUGAUCAGAUGGUGCGAGGUGCUGCAACUCUGCCUCAUGGUACUGGCAAGACUGUCAGGGUGGCAGUAUUCGCUGAAGGGACAGCUGCAGAUGAAGCUCGAGAUGCAGGAGCAGAUAUAAUUGGAGGGGAUGAACUUAUUGAAGAGAUCAGGAAAGGAGGUGGCAAGCUGAACUUUGACAAGUGUAUUGCAACUCCUCUUUUCAUGCCCCGUCUUGGAAAGAUAGCACGGAUUCUUGGGCCACGUGGCCUGAUGCCAAACCCCAAACUAGGUUCUGUGACCAGUGAUGUUGCUGGGGCUGUACGAGAUGCAAAACGUGGUCGGGUAGAUUUUAAAAUUGAUAAAACUGCCAUUGUUCAUGUUGGCCUUGGGAAGGUAAAUUUUUCAGAGGAGGCUCUACGCGAAAAUGUUGGUGCAUUUGUGAAUGCACUCUUGCUUGCAAAGCCUGUUGGCUUAAAGAAGACUUCCAAGUAUGCUGGUUAUGUGAACUCCUUCACUUUGUGCAGCACGAUGGGUCCAGGAUUCCCAGUUUCAAUACAGUCAUUAUCGAUAGCUGCAGAUAACUACAGCAAAUUGCAAGUGAAAUAAUACCUUCGGGUUCCAAUGCAGCAGAGACAGGUUUAAGUCGAAACCCUUUCUUGUUCAUGAAGAAUUCACCCCUAGUUUCUAUUUUUCACAGAUUGUUUAAUUUAUGGCUACUCAAGAAAGCAAAGGUUUUCUUUUUCCUUUUUGUGGAAUUGUUAAUAAAUUGUUAUAAAUGUUGUUUAGUGGAUUGUAAAAGAGUACCUUUAUAAUUUCUUUA